This is a messenger RNA of Rhododendron vialii, 1506 nucleotides long. Its product is annotated as protein TAB2 homolog, chloroplastic. NCBI's taxonomy places the organism in Eukaryota, Viridiplantae, Streptophyta, Magnoliopsida, Ericales, Ericaceae. The transcript has 5 exons. The record is from RefSeq and is a predicted model, not a curated record. The coding region runs from base 161 to 1363 and encodes 400 amino acids. Gene Ontology annotation, molecular function: RNA binding.
GGGAACGCGAAAAUUACUUUCCAAUAUUUUUCCUAUCCCCUUUCCCAGUGUACCAAAAAAAAAGAAUAUUUUUCCUAUCCCUGCCAACGGAUACUUGUGGUUGACAAGACGAUAGCUUCGCCUCCUGUCCAGAAAAGGGCUCUCACAGAGAGCUUCUUCAAUGGCUACUGUGGGCUUCAAUCCCACCAAAAUCAGAACAACCCCAUCAUUCCAACCUCACAAACCCAUCUCCACCUUCUUCACUUCCUUCUCGUCAAAACCCACCAAAAAACUCCCCCUCAACCUCUCCCAAUCCUCCGCCAAAUCACCACCCUCCCUCCGCCCUCUCCGCGGCGGUUCCAUAUCCGAAAGCUCCGUUUCGGCACCUUUACAAGAAGAACCAGGGACAGUUGAUGAUGAAGAAAAAGAAAAAGAAGGAGAUGAAGAUGAAGAUGAAGAUGAAGAUAAUGACGACCCAACCGCAGAGCUGUGCUAUCUGGACCCAGAAGCCGAUCCAGAGACCAUUACUGAGUGGGAAAUGGAUUUCUGCUCCAGACCCAUUCUUGAUAUCAGAGGAAAGAAGAUCUGGGAGCUGGUGGUUUGCGAUAGGUCUCUCUCUCUCCAGUUCACCAAGUACUUUCCCAAUAAUGUCAUCAACAGUAUCACUUUAAAAGACGCUAUAGUGUCCAUCACUGACGAGUUGGGUGUGCCUUUGCCGGAUAAAAUCCGCUUCUUCAGGUCACAAAUGCAGACAAUCAUUACAAAAGCAUGUAAAGAGCUUGGAAUUAAACCUAUUCCAAGUAAACGGUGUCUAUCACUACUUCUGUGGCUGGAAGAUCGGUACGAAACUGUAUAUAUACGUCAUCCUGGCUUUCAAAAAGGAGCGAAACCGCUUCUGGCACUAGAUAACCCGUUUCCUAUGCAACUUCCUGAAAAUUUGUUCGGUGACAAAUGGGCUUUUGUCCAGUUACCUUUUUCAGUUGUUCAGCAGGAGGCCUCUUCCUUAGAGACAAAGUAUGUCUUUGGUGCAAAUAUAGACUUGGAUCUUUUGGGGAUUGAAAUUGAUGCCGACACAUUGAUUCCUGGAUUGGCUGUUGCAUCUUCACGUGCUAAACCAUUAGCAGGUUGGAUGAAUGGAUUAGAAGUCUGUUCGAUGGAAGCAGAUGCGGCUCGAGCCUCCUUGAUUUUAUCAGUUGGAAUUUCCACACGAUAUGUUUAUGCCACGUAUAAGAAAACCCCAGUAACAACUAGUGAAGCUGAAGCUUGGGAAGCUGCAAAGAAGGCCUGUGGAGGCUUACAUUUUCUUGCCAUCCAAAACGAUUUGGAUUCGGACCAUUGCGAAGGAUUUUGGCUUCUAUUAGACUUGCCACCUCCACCUGUAUAAACGUAGUGUAAGUAAUAACAAUUUCAACAAGGUUCCACCCCCUCCCCUUUUUUUUGGCCAAUUUGGAUUGCGCUUCAUAUUUCGGAAAUUGAGGUUGGAAUUUUUGUUUAUUUGGCAAAUAAAUAUGCUAGCACUUAACAGAA